CGCAAAAGCCUAAUGUCAGUAAUGACAUUUCGCCUAUCAUCAUAAUUCUUUCUUUGUCUUGAAAAUCGCAAUUUUCAUCACAUUCACCCACCAUUCGAUGAAUCAGACUUCAUCGCUUUGAUUCCGGAAAGGUCUCAAACGAAUCCCGAACCAAAUGGCUCGCAUCCACCUGAAGGCAUCCCCUCAAAUAGAAGCUGACCGACGUCUGUUGCAGUUCAGCUCAUAUGAAGACUAUCUGGACUCGUUGGGCACUAAUCAAGAUCAGUGCUAUCUGGAGAGCAUCGAAGUGUCCAGACAGAUAGCGGAACUAGGGUACCGAAGUUCAGGGGAGACCCUCAGCAGGGAACAAUUCGAGAAGAGGUUGGCAGCUGUGUAUCUGUACAUCUAUCCGCCUUACAAGCCCUACGAGUUAUCCAGUGAAGGGAUGAUCACGGGGGAUGGGUUGCACCAAGAUCUAGCUUUGAGAGAGAGGUCCAACAGAGUCGGUAUACUUUCUACUAUAAUAUUCUUGAAGUAUUAUACGAAAGCCGGGUUCGAGAUAUCAGGAUACAUUGAUUAUGGAGAGAAAUUGGUCAGCGAGGACUGGAAACCAUUUUUCAGAGGUAAGAAAAAAAUCCUGCCGAAAAUCACAGACCUUGGCUACUACCACUGGAGGUCUGGGAAAGUGGUAUCCAAUGAUUCUCUGAACUACAAGGUCCAGCAGGACACCUCGAAAGGACUCAUCUUCCAGAACAGAUUCGACAGGAAAAUCAUCAACCCAGCCCCAGGAUCGGAGCCAGGAGCGAAUACAACUAGAAAAAGGGUAUAUACUAACAUGUACGAAUUGGUCAUCCUGUUCGAUCACGUUGUAAGGCAGAGAAUCUAAGAAUAUAAAAUAUUUUAUUUUUU
Molecule: messenger RNA, 888 nt
Organism: Phaedon cochleariae (mustard beetle)
Lineage: Eukaryota; Metazoa; Arthropoda; Insecta; Coleoptera; Chrysomelidae
Source: the annotation of a GenBank genome assembly